Penicillium lagena is the source of this 1290-nucleotide messenger RNA. Its product is annotated as 4-hydroxyphenylpyruvate dioxygenase family protein. Gene Ontology annotation, biological process: L-tyrosine catabolic process. The coding region runs from base 1 to 1290 and encodes 429 amino acids. The transcript has 2 exons. The record is from RefSeq and is a predicted model, not a curated record. NCBI's taxonomy places the organism in Eukaryota, Fungi, Ascomycota, Eurotiomycetes, Eurotiales, Aspergillaceae. Gene Ontology annotation, molecular function: 4-hydroxyphenylpyruvate dioxygenase activity.
AUGCCCAUCUCACCUCCACAGAACAACAAUGACCUGUUCCCCUCCAAUCUGGGCCCCGAGUACGUCGGCUUCGACCACAUCCACUGGUGGGUCGGCAACGCCAAACAAGCUGCCUCGUACUACAUCACUCGCAUGGGAUUCCGUCCGAUCGCCUACCGCGGACCAGAAACCGGAUCGGCAUGUUUGACCAGCUACGUUGUUCGGAAUGGGGAUGCGGUGUUUGUCCUCACUGCUCCCGUGUGCGCACCUGGCAGAAGCAAAGACGAGCAACAAUUAUCAUCAAAGGCUACCGAGGAAGACAGGGCUGCGCUGGCUACGAUUCACGCACAUUUAACGGCCCACGGAGACGGGGUCCGGGAUGUCGCGUUCCGGAUCAAGGGGGAUAUCGGGGCUGUGUGGAAGCGGGCUGUCACGCACGGCGCGGAGGGGAUUGCGUCGCCGGCGACCGUCGUUGUUGAUGGGCAUGGCGCGAUCCGGAUCGCUACGAUAGGCACGUACGGCGACACGGUGCAUUCGCUGGUGAAUCGUGACGAGUACUCCGCCCAAGCGCCCUUCCUGCCGGGGUACCGUGUUCUCCAUGGCGACGACGAAGAUCCGAUCAACACCCUCCUACCGCCGAUCGAGUUCGUGGAGAUUGAUCACUGCGUGGGGAAUCAACCCUGGGGGGUGUGGAUAAGGUGGUGCGAUAGUAGGUGGAAUGCAGACCAAGCUCAUGAACUCAACGCUGACGGAAAGAGCAGUUAUGAAGAAUGUCUCGAUUUCCAUCGCUACUGGACCGUGGAUGACAAGGAUAUGUGCAGUGAGUACUCGGCAAUGCGCUCGAUUGUGGUCGCGUCCCCGAACGAAACGAUCAAGAUGCCAAUGAACGAGCCUGCGACGGGGAAGAAGAAAUCCCAAAUCCAAGAAUUCGUCGAAUACUACCACGGCCCAGGCGUACAACACAUAGCCUUCCUAACUCUGGACAUCGUUACCGCCGUAUCACGACUCCGCUCACGCGGCGUACAAUUCCUCCAGGUCCCGCCGGCCUACUAUACGGAUCUGCGCGCGCGCCUCUCGCACGUCCCCUGGACGCUAGAUGCCGACCUGGCCGAGCUACAGCGGCUGAAUGUCCUGGUUGAUUUCGAUGAGCGGGGAUACCUGCUCCAGAUCUUCGCGAAGCAUGUUGGGGAUCGGCCGACGGUGUUUGUGGAGGUGAUCCAGCGGAGAGGAUUUGAUGGUUUCGGGGCGGGCAAUUUUAAGAGUCUUUUUGAGGCGUUUGAGAGGGAGCAGGCGCGCAGGGGGACUUUAUGA